Messenger RNA from Raphanus sativus (radish), 1981 nucleotides. RefSeq names its product mitogen-activated protein kinase kinase kinase 20-like. Lineage: Eukaryota; Viridiplantae; Streptophyta; Magnoliopsida; Brassicales; Brassicaceae. Gene Ontology annotation, molecular function: protein kinase activity; ATP binding. The transcript is spliced from 4 exons. Bases 93 to 1175 code for a protein of 360 amino acids. The record is from RefSeq and is a predicted model, not a curated record. Gene Ontology annotation, biological process: protein phosphorylation.
GCUUCACGCGUUAUGCUGUAUUUGACUUUUGCAAUUUCUUUUUCUGAGCAAUUCUUUUCCGAAACCCUAGAAAACCAAUUCUGAUUGAAAAGAUGCAGCAGUCAAACGAAGAAUUCGUCAAGUUUCUUGGAGAAGGCGCUUACGGCUACGUUAACCUAGUCCGCUACACUAAUCCCGACGACGGCUCUUCGUUUCUCUCCGCCAUCAAGAACUCUUACGACGCAGACUACGACAGUCUCCGAAGAGAGUUAGAGAUUCUUGUCCAACUCAGGGGAUCUCCAAGAAUCGUUAUGUGUCUCGGAGACUCUCUUCAACAAGGUCUCAGCAGUUACGGUAACAAAGUCCACAAACUGCAACUCGAGUACGCUUCCGAAGGUAGCUUAAACGCUUUCUUGGAUCGUUACCCCGACAGAAAGUUGCCGGAGCCGACGGUGCUCGAUUUUGGUUCUAUCACGUUGAUUAAAGAUUUCACCCGGAUGAUUCUUGAAGGUUUGGUCUCGAUUCACGGACAUGGUUAUGUUCAUUGUGACCUCAAACCAGACAAUGUACUCGUCUUCCCUUCUUGUUCUUCGAGACAAGAUUCAUCAUCGUACGAGAUCAAGAUUUCUGAUUUUGGCAACACGCUGGAGGUAGGAGAGGUUCCUCUGGUCUGGGAAACUGAUUAUCCGUGGGUGGGGACUCCCAUCUACAUGCCUCCCGAGUCUGUCCGUGAUGGCGUGGCCAAAAAGUCUCUAGAUUUGUGGUCGUUGGGAUGUUUGGUGCGGGAGAUGUACACGGGUGUGAUUCCUUGGGAAGGCAUUGAACUAGAUGAUAUCGCUACUCUUCUCAUCUGUGGUGAAGCUCCAUGGAUACCUGAGUGUUUACCUUCCGAUGCUAAGGCUUUUAUCCAAACGUGCUUCUCAAGUGACCCUGAGGACAGAGGAAGCGCUUACGAGUUGUUGUUUCAUCCGUUUUUGCCUCGUCCUGAACUGUUGAAGUUGAGAAUCAGGGGAAGAAGUUUGAAGAGGAAGAAACCAACUAAGGACGCUCUUGCUGUUUCAGAUAAGAAGCCUCUGAAGUUGAGGUUUUUCCCCACAAAGGCCCAACAGUUCAAGAGAACUCUGAACAAAGUCUUGAGGUUGAAGGCUAUUCCCAUGAAGAUAUCGUCUGACUUCAAUUUAGUUUCUGUGCAUUAGUGUUUUAGUUUCUCUGUUUAGGUUGUAGUUUCUGGUUGAUUAAGGUUUAGCAUCUCUGUUUAGACUGUAGUUUCUGUUAACGUUUAGUAUCUGAUUGGUAUGUAGACUGUAGGGUCUGUUGAUAGUAUCUCUGUUUAGGUUUUAGUUUAACUUUGGUAUCUGAUUAGUAUGUAGACUGUAGUUUUCUGUUGAUUAAAGUUUGGUAUGUAGUUUCUGUUGAUUGACUUUUAGUAUCUCUGUUUAGUUUGUACAUUCUCAUGUCUCAUUACAACAUUAACUUUAAGUAUAGCUGUUUAGUAUGUUGAUUCUGUUCAUUAAGUCUUAGUAUCUUUGCUUAGUAUGUAGUUUCUGUUCAUUAUCGCUGUUUAGUAUGUAGUUUCUGCUCAUUAUCGCUGUUUAGUAUGUUGAUUAUGAUUCACUAACUGUUUAGUAUCUCUGUUUAGUAUGUAUCUCAGGUCUCAAAUAUGUAUGUUACCACAUUAUAACUGUCAAUAAAAUAGUUCUUUUCCAUUUGGUUUUCUCGCUAUACAUAGUUCUCCUCUCUGCAAACCCCAUUCUUUAUCUUUCUACAGUGGUUACUGGUUAGCAAUCGAAAAGCAUCUUUUAAUACACUUGAAAAGAAACGGUUUAUGAAUGGUCUUUAGCUUAUCAUCAUCUUCAACCCUAAAUAAACCAAAAUUGGAACAAGCUUUUACAACCUAACAACAAAGUUCCCUUUAUUCGAAAACUUUCUAGUCUGGUUUGGUCUGUCUAUAUGUGUUUAAUUCAUAUACAGAUAGAGAGCAUUAGGACCUUUGCGUUUCCAG